GCAAAUCCGCUCUUGUAUUCGUAACACAGAAGAUGGCGGCGGAGUUAGUCCAGCAAUUCCAGAGUUUCUGCGAGAGUGAUAAGCAAUGGAGAGCCAGGAGGGAGUUUCUGUUAAAGAACAUUGAACAUUUCCGGGGAGAGAAUGAAUCGGACAAGCUGCUAGCCCUGUCUAUGGUCUGGGCCAACCAUGUGUUCAUGGGCUGCAGAUACAGCGAGGAGCUCCUGGAGCGGGUGCAGGGCAUGGCAGAAGGGAUCGAAGUAGAAGAUGCGCCACACUUUACCACCAGAGAGGAAAUUAUGAAACGGAAUCUCUGACCCGUAGAUUCUUUUGGCAGAUCCUUCAUCACAGAUGUGGACUUUGUAGAACUGUUUGCUGGGAUCAUAUUUUCUGUCCCUCUGUGGGGCAGACCAUCUUUCCUUAUACAAUGUGAAAACCUAUAAGGCACAGGAGCUGAAGAUCAUCAUCUGGUUUUUAAAGUGGUUUUUAACUUUUAAUUUUUUUUAAAAUGCCGCAGAAAAUAUUUAUAACAUUGUGUUUGAAUUGUACUGGUGGUGAAUCGGAGGCAGUCAUUCUGAGGAAAUAAACCAAGUUUUAGUGUUUGUAC
This is a messenger RNA of Bufo bufo (common toad), 604 nucleotides long. It is a transcript of the gene XTBD1, whose product is annotated as CDKN2A interacting protein N-terminal like. Bases 33 to 314 code for a protein of 93 amino acids. The record is from RefSeq and is a predicted model, not a curated record. The transcript has 3 exons. NCBI's taxonomy places the organism in Eukaryota, Metazoa, Chordata, Amphibia, Anura, Bufonidae.